GUCUUCGGUUUGUCUAACCAUCCAAGAUGGCGGCGCUUGUGAGAAUGCGUGCUUGUUUCUCUGCUCUCAAGCUUUCCCCACCAGGACUUCUGCACAGCUCAUUCAAACUGAGUGCUGUGCCCUUGAGUCGGCGCACCUUUGCUGCUGAGGCUAAGAAGACGUACAGCAGAGACAAACCUCACGUGAAUGUCGGAACGAUUGGCCACGUCGAUCAUGGCAAGACCACCUUGACUGCAGCCAUUACAAAAGUGCUUGCUGAGGCUGGUGGUGCUAACUACAAAAAAUAUGAGGAAAUAGACAAUGCACCUGAGGAAAAGGCCAGGGGAAUUACCAUCAACGCCUCUCACGUAGAAUACACAACGCCCAACAGACAUUACGCCCACACAGACUGUCCCGGCCAUGCCGACUACAUCAAGAACAUGAUCACGGGCACAUCUCAGAUGGAUGGCUGCAUCCUGGUGGUGGCGGGCACCGACGGCCAGAUGCCUCAAACACGAGAGCACCUCGUGCUGGCCAAGCAGAUCGGCGUUGAGCACAUCGUGGUGUACAUUAACAAGGCAGACGCCGUGGAUGAUAAGGAGAUGCUUGACCUGGUGGAGCUCGAGAUUCGUGAGCUUCUCACAGAGUUUGGUUAUGAUGGCGAGAACACACCUGUUGUGAUAGGCUCCGCCCUCUGCGCCUUGGAGAACAAAAAUCCUGAACUGGGUGUGAAUUCAGUGAUGAAACUUCUGGAUAUUUUAGAUUCCUAUGUUCCUCUGCCCAAAAGAGAGCUGGAAAAACCUUUCCUUCUGCCCGUUGAAGGGGUUCAUUCAAUCCCAGGCAGAGGUACAGUGGCGACGGGCACCCUGGAGAGAGGCGUCAUAAGGAAAGGAGACGAGUGUGAGUUUGUGGGUCACAACCGCAAUUUCAAGUCUGUAGUUACAGGUAUUGAGAUGUUCCACAAGUCUCUGGAGCAGGCAGAGGCAGGAGAUAACCUGGGCGCUCUGAUCCGAAACGUAAAGAGGGAAGACUUGAGGCGAGGGCUGGUGAUGUGCAAGCCAGGAUCCAUCAUGCCUCACCAGAAAGUCAAAGCUCAGGUUUACGUUCUGAGUAAGGAUGAAGGAGGCCGACACAAACCGUUCGUUACCAACUUCAUGCCUGUCAUGUAUUCUCUCACCUGGGACAUGGCCUGCAGGGUCACUCUACCUGAGGGCAAGGAAAUGGUGAUGCCGGGCGAGGACACGGCGUUGCUGCUUACGCUCCGCCAGCCGAUGGUUCUGGAGAAAGGCCAGAGGUUCACUCUGAGAGAUGGGAGUAAAACCAUAGGCACCGGCCUGGUUACAGACAUCCUCACCGUUACAGAUGCUGAAAUCAACUUUGGCUGAAGUGAAACUUUGAACUGGGGAAGGGGGAGUGUUUGGUUAGAAAACACGUACAGAAAUACAAAACAAACCUAAAAGACAUGCAAGCGUCCAUUGUUCAGUUCUACUCAACCAGAAUUCCUGUGAUGUUCAGUACGGACUUUGUGCAGGUAACAAUUAUGUCAUUUAUGUAAUAAAAUGUAUUUAAUAAUAAAAGUGCCUUUUUGUUCUGUG
This is a messenger RNA of Nematolebias whitei (Rio pearlfish), 1574 nucleotides long. It is a transcript of the gene tufm, whose product is annotated as Tu translation elongation factor, mitochondrial. Gene Ontology annotation, biological process: mitochondrial translational elongation. Gene Ontology annotation, molecular function: translation elongation factor activity; GTPase activity; GTP binding. Bases 27 to 1364 code for a protein of 445 amino acids. Gene Ontology annotation, cellular component: mitochondrion. NCBI's taxonomy places the organism in Eukaryota, Metazoa, Chordata, Actinopteri, Cyprinodontiformes, Rivulidae. The transcript has 10 exons. The record is from RefSeq and is a predicted model, not a curated record.